AGGAAACUAGCGAGGAUCAGACUCUGCUUCCAUUGAGUAUUGGAACAGUGUUCCCGCCACAGCAAACGGUAUGCUAGCGGCCUUGGGGGAUUAUCCAUGGUACUCAAGAAUUGACUUACGAGGAUCUAAGUUAUUCUUAGCCAAGGCUAGACGACUUGUGCCCACGUGCUCGACCGAAGGGAAGCUAUUAACUGGAGUCGACUGCGGUGCAGGAGUCGGCCGUGUGACAGAAGGCUUUCUGAGCCAAGUUUGUGAAACUGUUGAUGCGGUCGAGCCCGUGGAAAAGUUCACCCGGGCGCUUCAUGAGAGCACCUUGAAGAAGUCUGGAGUGGUCAAUGCAAUCUAUACAGUCGGUCUAGAAGACUGGCAUCCAGAGAAGAAGUAUGACUUGAUCUGGACCCAGUUCUGUGUGGGGCAUUUAAAGGAUUGGCAAUUGAUUGAGUAUGUGAGACGAUGCCGUGGUGCCCUAACUGCGACUGGAAUCUUGGUAGUCAAAGAGAAUCUCUCAACAGACCCGAAUGGCGACGACAUGUAUGAUGAAUUGGAUAGCAGUGUGACCAGGACAGAUGCGAAGUUCAGGAACAUUUUCAGGGAUGCUGAGAUGAAUGUGAUCGUGUCAGAGUUACAGUUGGGUUUUCCCAAAACUACUAAGAAGCUUUUACCGGUCAAAUUCUAUGCUUUGCGACCUAAAGUUGAUUGAACCUUUUGGGGACAACCGUGCCGGGUAUUUUGCGCUGUUGGGAAUAUCGCGCAUACGCUUAUGUACAUAAUCUGGCGGCCGUUAACUAAGCGCAAAGGCAAAGGUCGUUGUGAAAAAAGUUCAAAGAGACAAAAGGAGCACACAGCGUAUAACGCAUGUAUGCGGUGGUCAUUGUCAAAGGAUGC
Aspergillus glaucus CBS 516.65 is the source of this 885-nucleotide messenger RNA. RefSeq lists its product as uncharacterized. Gene Ontology annotation, cellular component: cytoplasm. The transcript is spliced from 2 exons. Lineage: Eukaryota; Fungi; Ascomycota; Eurotiomycetes; Eurotiales; Aspergillaceae. Gene Ontology annotation, molecular function: N-terminal protein N-methyltransferase activity. Gene Ontology annotation, biological process: N-terminal protein amino acid methylation. The record is from RefSeq and is a predicted model, not a curated record. The coding region runs from base 71 to 700 and encodes 209 amino acids.